AUGCCCAAGAGAAAGGCUGAAGGAGACUCCAAGGUGGAGAAGGCAAAGGGGAAAGAUGAGCCACAAAGACGAUCUGCAUGGUUAUCGGCUAAACCUGCCCCACCAAAACCAGAGCCCAAGCCCAAGAAAGCUGCUCCUCCAAAGAAGGCUGAAAAGGCAUCAAAAGGAAAGAAAGGAAAGGCCGAUUCUGGCAAGGACAGCAGCAAUGCUGCUGAAAAUGGAGAAGCCAAAUCAGACCAGGCACAGAGGGAACUGGGGACUCCAAGUGAGCAGUGUGAAUUUUUGAUAACUGUGUACUUCUGUUGA
Messenger RNA from Pelobates cultripes (western spadefoot toad), 306 nucleotides. The record is from the annotation of a GenBank genome assembly. Lineage: Eukaryota; Metazoa; Chordata; Amphibia; Anura; Pelobatidae.